Messenger RNA from Lepus europaeus (European hare), 877 nucleotides. RefSeq names its product complement C1q like 1 (gene C1QL1). The transcript is spliced from 2 exons. NCBI's taxonomy places the organism in Eukaryota, Metazoa, Chordata, Mammalia, Lagomorpha, Leporidae. The coding region runs from base 35 to 811 and encodes 258 amino acids. The record is from RefSeq and is a predicted model, not a curated record. Gene Ontology annotation, molecular function: protein binding.
GAAGACGCUGCUGGCGGCCGCCGCGGGCGUGGUGAUGCUGCUGGUGCUGGUGGUGCUGAUCCCCGUGCUGGUGAGCUCGGGCGGCCCGGACGGCCACUAUGAGAUGCUGGGCACCUGCCGCAUGGUGUGCGACCCGUACCCCGCGCGGGGCCCCGGCGCCGGCGCGCGGCCCGACGGCGGCGACGCCCUGAGCGAGCAGAGCGGCGCGCCCCCGCCCUCCACGCUGGUGCAGGGCCCCCAGGGGAAGCCGGGUCGCACGGGCAAGCCGGGACCCCCGGGGCCUCCUGGGGACCCCGGUCCUCCAGGCCCCGUGGGGCCGCCAGGGGAGAAGGGUGAGCCAGGCAAGCCAGGUCCUCCCGGGCUGCCAGGUGCCGGGGGCAGCGGCGCCAUCAGCACAGCCACCUACACCACGGUGCCGCGCGUGGCCUUCUACGCUGGCCUCAAGAACCCUCACGAGGGGUACGAGGUGCUCAAGUUUGACGACGUGGUCACCAACCUGGGCAACAACUACGACGCGGCCAGCGGCAAGUUUACGUGCAACAUUCCCGGCACCUACUUUUUCACCUACCACGUUCUUAUGCGCGGCGGCGACGGCACCAGUAUGUGGGCGGACCUGUGCAAGAACGGCCAGGUGCGGGCCAGCGCCAUCGCCCAGGACGCAGACCAGAACUACGACUACGCCAGCAACAGCGUGAUCCUGCACCUGGACGCGGGCGACGAGGUCUUCAUCAAGCUGGACGGCGGCAAGGCGCACGGCGGCAACAGCAACAAGUACAGCACAUUCUCGGGCUUCAUCAUCUACUCCGACUGAGCGCCCGCGCUCUCCCGCCCCCGCCCCGCCACGCCCCCAGGCUACGCCGCCCUCGGCCAGCGCUGA